AUCUUUUACAGAUUGUGGCGGGUUUUUUACAGAUCCGUUUGGCAUCAUCGCGAGCCCAAACUUCCCGUCGAAUUACACUAACGGCGUUCGAUGCACCUGGUUCAUCAACGCACCAGAGGGCUACCGGAUAAAUGUGCAUACUUGCCGUGCAAAUUAUUGUUCAAUCAACUAACAAGUUUUUUUUUUAAAUCUGUGUAUGGUAUUUUAUAAAAAAGUGGAUCAUAUUCAAAUAGCAUUGGACAUUUAAACGUGGUCUAUUAAUUGAAAAUAUGUAUCCAAACUACAAUAUUCUUUACAAGAGCAAAGUUUCACCACAAUAAAUUCACACUGAAUGACUUCUCUUUUUUGUAUAUAGGUGACAUUUACAGAGUUUGCACUGGAGUACCACGCCGAGUGCGAUCAUGACUACCUGGAGCUCCUCAAUGGACCUAACGCCUCCUCUCCGUCUAUCGAAAAGUACUGCGGGACAGCGCUACCUAUCGCAUUUCAGUCGCAGUCGAACUCUGCACGUAUUGUCUUUUCUACAAACUCCAUCGUUAGUGCGAGGGGUUUCAAUCUGACGUACACAUUUUCCGGACAAGAGUGCAGCGGGGUCCUGACAGAUCCGUUAGGCAUCAUCACGAGCCCAAACUUUCCGUUAAUUUACAGUGACAACGUUCAAUGUAACUGGGUCAUCAAAGCACCAGAGGGCUACCGGAUAAAUGUGAGCUUUACAGACUUUGCACUUGAGGUCAAUUGCAAUAAUGACUACCUGGAGCUCUUCGACGGACCUGACGCCUCCUCUCUGUCUAUCGGAAAGUACUGCGGGACAGCGCCACCUAUGGCAUUUCAGUCGCAGUCGAACUCUGCACGUAUUGUCUUCUCUACAGACUCCACCGUUAGAGCAAGGGGUUUCAGACUGACGUACACAUUCUCCGUUGAAGAGUGUGGCGGGAACUUGACAGGUCCGUUUGGCUGCAUCACGAGCCCAAACUUCCCGUCGAAUUACACUAACGGCGUUCGAUGUACCUGGGUCAUCAACGCACCAGAAGGCUACCGGAUACAUGUGACAUUUACAGAGUUUGCACUGGAGAAGCACGACGAGUGCGAAUAUGACUACCUGGAGCUCCUCGAUGGACCUUACGCCUCCUCUCCGUCUAUCGGAAAGUACUGCGGGAUAGCGCAAACUAUGGCAUUUAAGUUGAAGUCAAACUCUGCACGUAUUGUCUUCUCUACAAACUCCAUCGUUAGUGCCAGAGGCUUCAUUCUGACGUACACAUUCUCCGAACCAGUAUUAGGGAGCGCGUGCUCUGCGGAUAGCAACUGCAGCGAAGUCACGAAUGCGAUUUGCCAUAACAACACGUGCAAGUGUUCUGCCAGCUACACUCAGAAAGUGGACGUCUGCAUAAUUGGUUUGGGAAACCCCUGCGCUGAUAACGCUGACUGCACAGCAAAUGUGGCCCAUUCCGUAUGCGCAAAUAAUAUAUGCGCGUGCAAUGAUGGGUACCAACAUACAGGCAUGGAAUGCGUCGUUGUUUUGUUUCAGAGGAUGCAUUUACGAUGUUCAUGUGAAAUAUGCGAUUGCGAGAAACGGACGUUCUCUACAGGAAAACGGUGAUUUCCGGUUGUGACUGAAGGCCUUGUUUUGAGGGUGUUUUGCAGACCAGUGCUUGUCGGCCUGGGGAAUUUUCCAGAAAAAACUGUAGACUGCCCCCUUUACUUUCAUAGCCCCAGAUCUCACAUUGCUUUAUUGGCCUGGCCAACAAGAUGAGUUUUACACUGUAGAAAACUACCAUAGAAAUUAAACAUGACUCCUAGGUAUUUAUAUUCUUAAAAUUGAAGAAGUAUUAUCAUGGUUUGAUCGUGCCAAAAACCGUUCCUUUAGUUUUGGUUAAAUUUAUGUUCAUUUGCAAUUGUUGGCAAAAUUCAUGAACAAAAUUGAGACUAGCAUCAACAUAUGCCUAUGUCCGAAUAAAAUUGUGUCAUCUG
This is a messenger RNA of Dreissena polymorpha, 1968 nucleotides long. RefSeq names its product deleted in malignant brain tumors 1 protein-like. The transcript is spliced from 9 exons. Bases 821 to 1597 code for a protein of 258 amino acids. The record is from RefSeq and is a predicted model, not a curated record. NCBI's taxonomy places the organism in Eukaryota, Metazoa, Mollusca, Bivalvia, Myida, Dreissenidae.